AUGGAGGCUAAACCGAUAGUUCUCGAGAACACGAGCCGGCGUGAUGCCCUCAUCGCUGUUGAGAAGAAGUACAAGCAGGUCUGGAAGGAAGAAAAGGUGUUUGAAGUGAACGCUCCAACCAACGAGGAAGUGCCAUACGGCACUUCUUGGGAGGAACUUCACGCAAAGCACCCUAAAUUUCUCACCACGAUGGCAUAUCCAUACAUGAACGGUGUUCUUCAUGCCGGACACAGUUUCACGCUCUCGAAGAGUGAAUUCACAGCUUCUUUCGAGAGACUGAAGGGCGUGAAGGUGAUUUUCCCUCUUGGAUUCCACUGUACAGGAAUGCCUAUUUGUGCUGCUGCCGACAAGCUCAAGAGAGAGAUCGAGAUGUUUGGUGAGGACUUCUCGAAGGUGCCUGCAGAAGACGAACAGCCCGAGGAGGAGGCAAAGACAGCUACCAAGAAGGAAGAUGUGACCAAAUUCAAUGCCAAGAAGUCCAAGGUUCAAGCCAAGCAGGGCCGUGGAAAAUACCAGUUUGAGAUCAUGGAGCAGCUCGGGAUCCCAAGAUCCGAGAUCUCGAAAUUUGCUGACCCUUACUACUGGGUGACUUUCUUCCCUCCUCUUGUUGAGAAAGAUGUCACGGCUUUUGGAGGUAAGGUUGACUGGAGAAGAUCGACGGUCACGACAGAUUUUAAUAGCUACUACGAUUCGUUUGUUAGAUGGCAGAUGAACAGGCUGAGAGAGCAGAACAAAAUCAAGUUCGGUGAAAGAUACACCAUCUACUCCGUCAAGGACGGCCAGCCAUGUAUGGAUCACGACAGACAGUCGGGAGAGGCUGUUCUGCCUCAAGAGUACACUGGAUUGAAGAUCGAGAUCACCGAGUUUGCUGAAAAAGCACAAGAGGUUUUCGAAAACGAGAACUUUGAUCUCGCUGGCAAAAAGGUGUUUCUGGUGGCAGCCACUUUGAGACCGGAAACCAUGUACGGCCAGACGUGCUGUUUUGUUUCUCCAAAAAUCAACUAUGGUUUGUUUGACGCCGGAAAUGGGAACUACUACAUCUGCACCGAGAGAUCGUUCAAGAACAUGAGCUACCAGAAGCUGACUCCUAGGAGAGGAGACUUCAAGCCAAUUUUGAAGAUCAACGGUGCUUCUCUGAUAGGUUCCAAGAUCGACGCUCCGCUCACAGUGUUCAAGAACUUGAGAGUGCUUCCUAUGGAGACCGUCCUAGAGUCCAAGGGAACAGGCGUGGUUACGUGUGUUCCGUCCGACUCUCCAGACGAUUAUGCUACGACGAGAGACUUGCACAAUAAGGCCGAUUUCUACGGAAUUAAUAAGGAUUGGGUCAUCACCGACAUCCUCCCAGUCAUCAAGACAGAAAAGUACGGUGACAAAUGUGCAGAGUAUCUUGUUAAGGAGCUGAAGAUUAACUCGUCCAAAGACACCGUUCCUCUUGCCACGGCUAAGGAAUUGGCUUAUAAGGAGGGUUUCUACAAUGGUACCAUGAUCGUUGGCAAAUAUGCUGGUCAAAAGGUCCAGGAUGCCAAGGAGAAGGUCAAGAAGGACUUGAUUGCUUCGGGCGACGCCUUCGCCUACAGUGAGCCUGAGUCACUGGUCAUCUCCAGAUCUGGAGACGAGUGUAUUGUUUCUCUCGAAGACCAAUGGUAUCUGGACUAUGGUGAAGAAAAAUGGAAAGAACAAGCAUUGGAAUGUCUUUCUCAACUGAACGCUUACAGUCCAGAGGUCAAAAAUGCCUUUGAAGGUGUUCUGAAUUGGCUGAAAAACUGGGCUGUUUCCAGAAGUUAUGGUUUGGGCACAAGGAUUCCUUGGGAUCCAAAGUAUCUUGUCGAGUCUCUGUCGGACUCCACUAUCUACCAUGCCUACUACACAGUGGCUCAUCUGUUACACGAAGAUUUCUAUGGUAAGGUUACUGGUCCUCUUGGUAUCAAGCCAGAACAGAUGACCGACGAAGUCUGGGACUACAUUUUCUGCAACGCUGACAAGGUCGACAGCAGCAUUCCUCAGGAGCAUCUGGACCUGAUGAGGAGAGAGUUUGAGUACUUCUACCCUACAGACAUGUCUGUGUCUGGAAAGGACCUGAUUCCAAACCACUUGACUUUCUUCAUCUACUGCCAUACUGCUCUGUUCAAGAAGCAGUUCUGGCCUAAGGGAAUUAGAUGCAAUGGACACUUGAUGCUGAAUAAUGCCAAGAUGUCGAAGUCUACCGGUAAUUUCAUGACUUUGGAGCAAAUGGUGGAGAAAUUCGGAGCCGACGCUUCGAGAAUUGCUCUUGCAGAUGCAGGUGACAGUGUUGAAGACGCCAACUUCGAGGAGAGCAACGCUAAUGCAGCCAUUCUGAGAAUGUACACAUUGAGGGAAUGGGCUGAGGAAACGAUCAAAACCAUUGACUCUUUCAGAACCGGCGAGUACAAUUUCUUUGACAAAGCCUUUGAUAAUGAGAUGAACGCUUUGAUCAACGAGACGUACAAACAGUUUGAUGCAACUCAUUUCAAGGGUGGUUUGAAGAGUGGUCUAUUCGACUAUCAAACCGCCAGAGACUACUACAGAGAAGUCAGCAAUAUCGGCCCGGGUAUGCACAGGGACCUGGUCCUCAAAUACCUAGAAACCCAGGCUCUCUUGGUGUCGCCAAUCGCUCCUCACUUUGCGGAGUACAUAUAUAGAGACGUCCUGGGUCACAAAGAGUCCAUUUUGAACGCCAGAUGGCCAACUCCAAAGGAGCCUAUCUCGACUCCGUUGACCGAUGCAUUGACAUAUAUCAGGACUCUGGCUAGAUCUAUCAGAGAGACCGAAGGUCAGCUUCUCAAGAAGAAGAAGGGCAAGCCUGCAGAUUUGGACAAGGACAAGCCUUGUGUCUUGACAUUGUACAUUUCAGCAAGCUUCCCUGAGUGGCAGAAAAACUACGUUGAGCUUGUUAGACGACUCUUCGAGGAGCACAAACUUGACGACAACAACGAGAUCAAAGCCAACAUCGACGGAAGAGAUAUGAAGAAAGCCAUGCCAUUUGUCUCUUCGUUGAAGAAAAGACUUGCUACCGAGUCUCCCGAGUCCGUGUUCAAUAGAGAGCUGUCUUUCAGCGAGCUUGACACUGUGAAAGUGGCCAAGGAUGUCAUCAAGAAAGCUGCUGCCAUUUGCAAUGUUGUGGACGUCAAGGCCGUCCCAAUUGAUAGCAAGAGCACAUCCGGUCAAGACGUCUUCACCGGCGAGACUGUUGAGAUUCCUACAGGAAAGAUUCUGGAGAGUUCUGUUCCAGGACAGCCAGCUAUUUCCAUCAAGAAUGUUUAG
Messenger RNA from Ogataea parapolymorpha DL-1, 3282 nucleotides. Its product is annotated as Leucine--tRNA ligase, cytoplasmic. Gene Ontology annotation, molecular function: leucine-tRNA ligase activity; ATP binding; aminoacyl-tRNA deacylase activity. Bases 1 to 3282 code for a protein of 1093 amino acids. NCBI's taxonomy places the organism in Eukaryota, Fungi, Ascomycota, Pichiomycetes, Pichiales, Pichiaceae. The transcript has a single exon. The record is from RefSeq and is a predicted model, not a curated record. Gene Ontology annotation, biological process: leucyl-tRNA aminoacylation.